Zychaea mexicana is the source of this 993-nucleotide messenger RNA. RefSeq lists its product as uncharacterized. The coding region runs from base 1 to 993 and encodes 330 amino acids. The record is from RefSeq and is a predicted model, not a curated record. The transcript has 3 exons. Lineage: Eukaryota; Fungi; Mucoromycota; Mucoromycetes; Mucorales; Lichtheimiaceae.
AUGGCCGGCGCUGCUGGAGCUGGCGGACUGGCUGUUGCUACAUACAACAACAUUAAAAACCGGCAACCCAAGGUGGAAGAACAGCCUGUGGAUCCCGCAACAUUCGAAGAUCAACAGUACUAUGGCAACCUGGCUAUUGGACCCUCUUCUCCGACGCAUGCCAUUGCGGAUAACCAUGACAACAAUAGAGUUCAGGCAGGACAACAGGAGCAAUAUGAUCCAUAUCGACCCAGUCCACAUGCUAGCUGGUUGUCUCAAGCAUCCGCCAUCGAUCCUUUCGGUACAGCAGCUGCAUACAAUUACGCUACACAAUUACAUCAAGCUUCUGCAGCAACCUCAUCAGUCGAACGACCUCCUGUACUACUUGCUCCGCCAGAAGACAAUACGGUACCAGCUGGUGGUGGUGGUGGUGGUGGUGGUGCCUAUGUUCCAGCACUUGCACGUACUAUCCAUGAUCAAUCACGCCAAUCACCUGAGAUGGAUGCUUUUGGAGGCAACGGCGGCGGCGGCGCACGAUGGCAGCAAGGAUCGGAAACGGGCGCACGUGCAUCUGGCAUCACAGCAACAAUUGAUGCAAGCAGUGUCAGUAACGAUAGUUCUACCUCUAAUACCACUGACGAAUCUAAGCAGCAGAGACCUCAACACAUUCAAACAGAUUCUGGCGAUACCAAUAAUAAAAACAAAGGAAGAAUGUUAUGGGACGACGCAUUAGCAAGCGCUGGCUGUACUACAGUAGCACGCUCAGCUUCAACAGCAUCGACCAACCCAUUCCGUAGCAGUAUGUCUAAUCCUCGUGAUAGUGGCAUUUCAGCCUUACGUAUAUCACCUAUUCCAGAAGAUGCUUGGUCUUUGGAGGACCAUGCUGCCAUGCCCAGUGACGAUAACCCUGUUGCCGCUAUCGAAGGAAACAACAAUAGUAUUGAUACCUCGCCAACAAUGCAGCAACAGCAUCAUCCAAAACCUGUUCAUCGUAAUAACACGAGCCAAAUUUAA